AUGUCGUCGUCGAAUUCAACCCAGCCUCAGCGAAGUAGCACUCCGCAACAUGAGGCAAACAGCAUGCCCGCCCAGCCUGAAGACGCGAGCAAGGCGUCCACUUCCACGCCAGCAUUUGCUCCUACAUCUGCAUUACGCGUGCCUGUGCCAGACCGUGCUCUUCCUGCGAUUCCUCCUUCUCGUCGGGCUCCUCCCCCCCUCUCGCCUAUCACCACCGGGACCAGCACGGAUACCGCACCAGCACCCGAUCCCCCCUCCACCGGGACGGCGUCCAACCACAAUUCAUCUCAACACGGAUCUAAUCCAUCCACCACAAUUCCUCCGCAAAUCUCGCCUCCACCUCCCGCCCUGUCUCGCAGCCCACCUCUGACUGCCCCCGGUCCAGGCCGUCUCUCCCGCCACAACACCACCUUCCGUCGGUCCUACUCGCCACACGAAGGCGAAGGGUACCCUAACCUUAACUUUGUGGAUUACUCUAACGUCACGGGAAAUCCUGGGAGUCUGGCACUGACAGGUGCGGAUGAUCUCGGUAGGGUUCCAACUAGUACGGCAAGGAGACAGUCGUAUCAUACCGUCCCGCCGCGAGACAGUAUUGCUUCGGGCAGAGGAGACGGAAAUGGAGCUGGAAAUGUCAAUGCUAAUGGCGGCAAUGGGAACGGGCAACGCGCCUCAAGGUACUCGGCGUACGACAGUGCCCAGGGACACAUGUCGGCUGAGGGCGGUGCGAGCGGCAGUAGCGGGGGUGGCGGUGGUGCCAAUGGCAGAGAUAAAGGUACCAACGGCGUCGUGAAUGGCAUUGACAAAUAUGUGCCCGUGCUACCCUAUGACCGGUCAGAGAAACGGAACACGCUGAAGUUCGAAAAAGAAAGAACGGUGGGUGAAAGGCUCAAACCUACAAUCGAGGCAGCGGAGAAGGAGAAGUUGAAAUCCGAGCAAAAAGCGAAAAUAUCCGGACUCGCGCUGAACAUCGCUAUCGGCGCGCAAGUCCUCCUAGGUGCACUCACCACAGCUCUUGGAGCUGCAUUGACCGGAAAAUCAACUUCGGUAGCUAUUUCUAUUCUCGGCGGUGCCGCGACACUGGUCGCAUCUUACCUUGCCCGUGUCCGUGGAUCAAACGAGCCCGAGUUCAGUACUCUGCGCGCAAAAACUCUCGAGUCCUAUCUUCGUGAGAUUCACGCGUUCGUUAUGGAUUAUGGACACGAAGUUGGCCAUCAUUGGGAUGCCAAAAUCGAAACCUACCGUGGCGCUCUCGAAGCCAUGCUGGGCAAUGCCUCUAGUUCCACCACUCAACAAACUUCUCAAUCGACGACCGUUACACCGACGCCUAACAUGGCACUACCUAUCCCUGCCAACGUGCACCCUUCGUGGAUACAAAAGAUACGAGACUUCGGGCACGAUGGGGUGAACGGCCUGAGAGGUUGGGGAGAGCAGGGUAUAAGGGAUCUGAGGGGCUAUGCGGGUGAGCAGACUAGGGAUAUGAGGAGUUACGUGAACGAGCAUGGGAUCACCGUCAACCUGCCCGUUGACCUUACUCCGAACCCGAAUGAUUUGCUAGCCACGGGUCCCGUCCACCCUGACCUGAACAGAGGACUCAGCUUCCAUGCUGGCGCUGGUAAUGGACAGGGGUUGGACGUGAAUGUGAAUAACAUGGGUGUGGACGUGGAGAAAGGAGGGAUAGGGAUGCAUUAUGGAACGGUGCCAUAUGCGGGUGGCCGUGGUGGGGGAUACAUUGCAGGAGGCGGUGGCGGAAACGGGAAUGGAGGAAGGCCAAUCUCGGGACAAUCGUACGGAGGUCAACCAGCCGGGCUCUCUGGGUACGGUGUGGGUGGCGGCGUCGUCGCAAACGACAACGGCUUUCAAGGGACCGUACCCGCGCUGACGAUGAUGAUGGGUCCUGGAGGGAUCGGCGCGGAUAGCGCAAGGAUGGGCGAGAGGGCGAGGAUGUCGAUGCAUUAG
Molecule: messenger RNA, 1956 nt
Organism: Stereum hirsutum FP-91666 SS1
Lineage: Eukaryota; Fungi; Basidiomycota; Agaricomycetes; Russulales; Stereaceae
Exons: 6
Coding region: 1-1956 (651 amino acids)
Source: RefSeq, a predicted model, not a curated record